Cariama cristata (Red-legged seriema) is the source of this 1221-nucleotide messenger RNA. RefSeq names its product probable G-protein coupled receptor. Gene Ontology annotation, cellular component: plasma membrane; signaling receptor complex; endosome. NCBI's taxonomy places the organism in Eukaryota, Metazoa, Chordata, Aves, Cariamiformes, Cariamidae. The coding region runs from base 1 to 1221 and encodes 406 amino acids. Gene Ontology annotation, biological process: G protein-coupled receptor signaling pathway. The record is from RefSeq and is a predicted model, not a curated record. The transcript has a single exon. Gene Ontology annotation, molecular function: G protein-coupled receptor activity.
AUGGCGAGCCGAACGGGGCUGAACACCACGGACAGCCUAGAGCCGCUCUCCAUCCCCAAGCAGUCCAUCGCCCAGGAGGUGGUGGGCCUCCUCUGCAUGGUCCUGCUCACCCUCACUGCCCUGGUGGCCAACACUGUGGUGAUGGUCGUCAUUCUCAAAACCCCCCUUCUCAGGAAGUUCAUCUUCGUCUGCCAUCUCUGUGUGGUCGACCUCCUCUCUGCCAUUUUCCUCAUGCCCCUGGGGAUCAUCUCCAGCUCCUCCUGCUUCAACAGGGUUAUCUACAGCAUUGCCGAGUGCCAGGCCUUGAUAUUCCUGAAUGUUUGCUUCAUCAGUGCCUCCAUCCUCACCAUCUCCAUCAUCAGCGUGGAGCGGUACUAUUACAUUGUCCAUCCCAUGAAGUAUGAGGUCAAGAUGACCAUCAGACUGGCGGUGGCUGGAGUGAUCUUCAUUUGGGUCAAGUCUGUUCUCAUCACUGUCUUGGCACUGGUGGGCUGGCCUCAAGGCAAUGGGGCCACCAGCGCCCCCCCCAGCCGCUGCACAGUCUACUGGACCCCUGGUGCCCACAAGAAGGCUUUUAUCAUCAUCUUCAGCAUCAUCUGCUUUAUUCUGCCUGCCAUCAUCAUCUUUGCUGUCUACUGCAGUGUCUACCGCGUGGCCCGGAUGGCAUCCCUGCCACACGUGCCCAUGCCGGCACAGGCAGUUGCACCAAGACACCGAUCCGACUCCAUUGCCAGCCAAGUGACCAUCAUCACCACCAGGAACCUGCCGCUGCCAAGGCUAACGCCAGAGCGCUUUCUGGGAAGCAACAAGGCCAUCCUCACCUUGCUCCUCAUUGUGGGACAGUUCUUGUGCUGCUGGCUGCCCUUCUUUGCUUUCCACUUGCACUCCUCUGUCGCUGCCGGCACAGUGGGCGGUGGGCAUGGGGAGAUGAUCGUCACCUGGAUUGCCUACUCUUCCUUCGCCAUCAAUCUGCGGACCCGCCAGAUCCGGGAGGAGCUUGCCCGGCUCCGGCGCAGCUGUCUCAACCGGCCACUGGGCCAGGAGCUCUGUCUUUCCAUCUCAGAGGCUUCUGUCCAGGAAAACUUCUUGCAGUUCCUCCAGAGAGCAACUUGCACGCUGGAGACCCAUGCCAGCUGCAUCAGCCCCAGCCCGAGGAACAGACUGGAUCAGACCAAGGUGGGCUUCCCCAUCCCAGGUCAAGUUCCCGAAGAGAGCAGCUGA